Molecule: messenger RNA, 1794 nt
Organism: Daphnia carinata
Lineage: Eukaryota; Metazoa; Arthropoda; Branchiopoda; Diplostraca; Daphniidae
Exons: 1
Coding region: 1-1794 (597 amino acids)
Source: RefSeq, a predicted model, not a curated record
AUGGAAGCAUUGCGUCGCUUAAAGCAAUCUUGCGGUCGUCGAGAUGUGAUGAGAGCCGCGCACCUCCAGGCGAUUGACCGGUUGGAAUUGAAGAACGACCCAAUCGGAUUCAAACGUUUCGCUGAGAAGAUGAGGUCGCAUUUGUUCGAGCUCAGCAGGAUUGGAGAGACCUAUGCACCCGACCUGAUCGAAAGGGUUUGUCUGCGCCUCCAACUUUCAGAUAGACUAGCCUGGAACGAUGGACGGCUGGGAGGAUUGGAAACAAGAAGUUUGGACAUCUUCGGGACCUGGUUGAGUCAUAGAGCAGCGGCUUAUCAGAACGCCUACAGCAUCGCAGCAGAGCAGCUUCAUAGCUCUGUACCCAAGUUCGGUAGUCGUCAGGCCAGCAGUCAUCAAACCUCCUCCAAUCGAAAAACGGAUUACCCUUCUUCUCCCUUUAAAGGCGCUUCCAGUCUUUUCUGCUUUAAAUGUGAAGGCGACCACAAGCUGGAGAACUGCGGAGACUUCAAAUCGUUGGCAGUGGGAGAGAGAGUGGCUUUUUGUGCCAAACACCGAUUGUGCUUCGGUUGCUUUGGUACCAAGCACUCCGCCAGGUUCUGCGCCCAGAAGAGACCCUGCCAGUUUUCAGAAUGCCGUCUCUAUCACCACGGGCUUCUCCACGACUCCUCCAGAGGAUCUAGUAACCCGCAAGCAGAGUCAUCCAGAACGACCAUGGUGCAAACAGGAAGACAAAGGCCUUGCAGAGUGGCCAUGGGUAUGAUGCGGCUUAAGAUCCUGGACCGCGACGGGAACGCAGUGAUGGCCAAUGUGUUCAUCGACGAAGGCAGCGACUCUACCUUGAUGCGACAGGGAUUCGCGAAGAUUCUCAAGGUCGUUGGGGUCCGUCAAAUCCUAACCGUGGACGGCGCCGGGAGUGUAGUGAAUCGCUAUGCAUCUAAACGCUUGAAUUUCCAGAUCAGCACCGAUUCCAGCGAGAUAUUGAAUCUCUCUUUCUCCACUUCUCCCACCGUCGCCAGCGCUACCCCUUUGACAGAUUGGGCGACUUUUAAGUUGCGCUGGGCGCACCUUGCAGAUCUUCCAGUCACGAAGUCCGGCGGGAGAGUAGACAUUCUAAUUGGCACCGAUUACUCUCAUCUUUUGGUUCCUCUCGAAUCUAGGGUCGGCCGAGAUUAUGAGCCUACCGCCACCAGGAGUCGUCUGGGUUGGCUUAUUCGAGGCGUCGUUCAAAAUGACGCCAUCAUUGCUGCUGUGCGCACGCACAAGAUCACUAGCUCUACACACCUUGAAGAGUUAACAGUGGCAUUUCGCCAGUUUUGUGAUACCGAAAACUUCGGGACGGAAUGCAAAUUGGUAGGCAUGUCCGCAGACGAACGACAAGCCCUUGCCAUUUUGGAAGCUGGGACCCGAAAAUUGGAGUUAGGAUAUGAGGUUCCUAUCACUUGGCGGACAGGUGAACCAAACCUCGUCUGCAAUCGUCUGAUGGCCCAACAGCGUCUUCGGGGUCUUCUAAAGCGGUUCGACAGAGAUCCGGCAUUCGAAACCGACUAUCGAGUCGCUAUGAAGAAGACGAUCGACAAGGGCUAUGCCUCCAUACUUUCCGAAGAGGAAGCAGUUUCAGCAAGAUAUUUCCUAGCUCACCACGGCGUCUACAAGGGUCCUAAGCUUCGUGUCGUGUUCGAUGCAGCCGCGCCGUUCCAUGGGAAGUCUUUGAACGACGCAAUUCUCAGCGGUCCAGCUCUUCAGCCUUCUCUUUCAGCCGUCUUAACCCAAUUCAGAGAAGGAGCCGUAGCGUGA